Molecule: messenger RNA, 1279 nt
Organism: Ruditapes philippinarum (Manila clam)
Lineage: Eukaryota; Metazoa; Mollusca; Bivalvia; Venerida; Veneridae
Product: U1 small nuclear ribonucleoprotein 70 kDa-like
Exons: 2
Coding region: 513-974 (153 amino acids)
Source: RefSeq, a predicted model, not a curated record
CAGACAUAGAUGGUAUUAGGAGACGAAAAGGUCCAAAUGAAGAAGAGGACUAUAACUUGACUCCAGAACUUCCAAUCAAAUCAGGUGCUGAACAAGAGGAAAACAAGUCUAAAGAGCCGGGUAAGAAAAAAAGCUUGUCAGAUUGAAUUAUUAAAUAAUCAUUUAAAUAUUCUGGCUUGUUCCGCAAGCCAACUGAAUUGCUUUCCCACAAAAAAGAUUCGCCCUGAGCGGAAUUCUGCCUUCAGACACACAGCAGGAGAGGGGCAAGUGAUAAACAGAUAUAAAUUAUAUAAUUUUAUAUCAACCAAUCACCAAUGUUUAUUAAAUUCAUUCCUUAUCAUUGCAAAUCAUCAUGUGUCCUGUAUAAUUUAUUAUUUUUGAGAGCCUGCAAGGAGGUUGAAUAGGAAAUUGAUAAAACAUGUGUAGCUCAAGCGUACCUAUCUUUGAUAUCACUGCUGGGCAUAGUUGUGCUAAUUAAUAAUGUGCUUAAAUAUCUCUACUUAUUUAUAGAUAUGAGCCAGGUUAAAAAGCCAACGGAGAAAAGGAAACUGCCUUCGCCUCCCAUUAGGAUACAUCAUGGCAAGCAGGACAGAAGUGGGAAGAAAGAGGACAAAAAUGGAAGGAAGGAAAACCAAAGUGCCGGGAAAAAGAACGCAAAUGGCAGGGUAGAGAAUCGUGGACAAGCGAAGACUGGAGUAAACAAGACGGCUCGGCAACUCAUACAGGAGUUUGAGGAGCGGAGAUCUCGAGACAAACGCAAACAAAUUAUUUCUGAGUCAGAUUCUCUAAGUAGUAGCGACGAUGAUGAAGAGGUAAGGAGAAGACACAAAAAGCGCGUCAUUCGAAAAAAAAAGAAAGGAGCCGGUCCAGGAAAGGAAGCCCGUCAAAGAAAAAGGAUCUGUUUCCCAUGGAUGAAGGACGUCAGUUGCAUAGUAUUAAAGCACUGUGUAAAGUGCAUUUUCUUGUCUUUAUGAUUUUAACACCUCUAUACAAAGAACACAAUUAUAAAGUAAGGAGUGUUGUCGCACUUGCAUAAUCAACAGGGCCCAUGUAAUUCCAGGCAUCCCAUGAUCCAAAAAUCCAUUUGUUCACCCAUAAUGAAAAGCUAAAAUUCAUGUACGACAAGCAGGACUUUGAAAAUCUCCAAGUGUAUGUAAUAUUUUUCAAUUCUUUUUUCAAAUGGAAUAUCAAUUAUUUUAAUGAACUUUUAAAAAGUUUUCAAAGUCAGAUUUCUAUUAAAUUUAUGGUUCCAUUUCAUCUAGAACAUUUUAAUAGUCAU